AUGGACAGGAUUAGGAAUUGAGAUGGUUUUGACAUGUGCAGAGGAGGGAAACUGAGACAUGGGGUAAAUCGAUAGGAGAAUGCUGAGGAUGGAGGAAAAGAGGAAGGACAAAAAAGGAGGUUCAUGGAUGUGUUGAGGAAAGAUAUGAAGAUCGUUCGAAGAAGCAGAUAUAGAGAACGUUGUAUGGAGACGGAUUAUCCAUUGUGGCGCCCCCUAAUGGGAGCAACUGAAAAAAUCAAGAAGAAGAAGAUAGAGUGUACCUAUGUAGGAAUUGUAAAGGUAUUUGAGAUUGAGCCGUAAACAGUAACUCGGGCAAUCCCUCCUAAAACCCGGUCUCCUGAGUAGGGAAGUCCCGCCCUUGGCGUUCUGUGAUUGGUUAAAGUUCAAAGAUGCUCCAUUCUUAUUGGUCGGUCUCGCUGUCUUGGAAGCGGAGCGCGAGCUGGAACUGACAGAGAGUAGGGCGAAGAGAAUAAAGGGGAGGGGAAAACAUGGCGGCGCCUAGCUUCCGGUUUCUCUCUCUCUCUCUUUCUCUUUCUCUCUCUCUCUUUUUUUUUCCGGGGGGUUGAAACUGACACACAAUGAGUCGGGAGGAACAACGGCCUGAGAAAGCACGGCUUCUGUAAAUAAACACGGCGACCAGGCGAGUCCAGGACCAUGGAGGAUCAGUGUACAGUACAGGUGAAGCUGGAACUGGGCCACCGCGCGCAGCUGCGGAAGAAGGCCACGUCCGAAGGCUUCACACACGACUGGAUGGUGUUUGUGCGAGGGCCCGAGAACAGCGACAUCCAGCACUUUGUAGAUAAAGUGAUCUUCCGCCUGCACGAGAGCUUCCCCAAACCCAAGAGAGUGUGUAAGGAGCCGCCUUAUAAAGUGGAAGAGUCGGGAUACGCCGGAUUUCUAAUGCCUAUCGAAGUCUACUUUAAAAACAAGGAGGAGCCGAAGAAGGUUCUGUUUAACUACGACCUGUUCCUAAACCUGGAGGGGAAUCCGCCUGUCAAUCAUCUGCGCUGUGAGAAACUUACCUUCAACAACCCGACCCGAGACUUCCGCAAGAAACUGGUCAGAGCUGGAGGAAUCAUUGUGCUGCCCGAGGGGACGGAGUUGGUGUCCAGGCCGAGUCCAGACUAUCCCAUGCUUCCCACAAUCCCUCUGUCUGCUUUCUCUGACCCUAAGAAAAGCAAAAGCUCUCAGGGGCCCAAGGAGCUCACUAAAGAAAACAGUGGCAUUUCUAAAGUCCUUAAACCUCACAAAGUGGGCAAGGAGCACCGCGAGCGUCCCCGCAAAGACUCUGAGAGCAAGAGCUCGUCGAAGGGCGACGCCGAGCGAGACGGUGGCGCCAGCAAAGGCAACCGCGAGCCUUCGUCAUUCUCCUCGACGUCGUCCUCGUCGAAGAAGCCUGAGAUCAAAGUCAAAGAAGAGAGCAAAGCUCCGCCCAAAGCUGCUUUCAAAGAGCCCAAGCUGACGCUCAAGGAGCCCAAGAUGGAAGGAACGAGUCCUAAAGGUGGAGGUCCAGGUGGAGGAGGAGGAGGAGGGGGUGUAACAGCAACAGCAGCAGGAGGAGGGGGAGGCAGCGUGACGGAGAUUAAGUCGGGGAGCAAACGUCCGUCCAACGCCGACUCGCCCAAGUCCAGCAUUAAGAAACCCAAAAAGGGUGGAGGAGAAAGCCAGAAAAGUUCAGGGGGCGGGGUUUUUCCAGGCACCUCCCCUCGCGUCUCGUCCUCCUCCAUUGCUCCGGCGUUGGGGUUCGGAGACAAGAAGAGCUCGAAGCAAAGAGGGUGCUGUAUCAAAGGCAAGCCCGAGACCCCGGAGGUCAAAGAGCAGAAGAAGCCACCUGAGUCAGACGAGUCGAACUCUGACGACGAGCUCUCGUCCAAGUCUGAGCCCUCAGCUCCCUCCAGUCCAACGAAUUCCAGUUCCAGCUAGUCGAGCUCUGACUCAGACUUUGAGCCGCAGCAGAAACAAGGCCAAGGGCCCCUGCGCUCCAUGGUGGAGGACAUGCAGUCCGAGGAGUCUGAUGAAGAUGACAGCAGCUCAGACGACGAGACGCCGGUGAAGAACAACCUCCCAAACCGUGACUCCAGGCUGAGUCUAGACAGCGAGAGCGACAGCAGCGACGGACCUCGCCGCCCCGGCCGUGAGCCGCCGCCCCCUGCGCCCAAACACACCUCCGCCUCCAAUAAUAAUAAUAACAAGGUGACCGGGAGGAAAAGUCCCGAGCCGUGUCUGAGGCAGGAAAAGGUUUUGAAGAAGGGCUACGACAAGGCUUAUACAGAGGAGUUGGUGGACCUUCAUCGCAGACUGAUGGCACUGAGAGAGCGAAAUGUCCUACAACAGAUCGUGAACCUGAUCGAGGAAACGGGCCACUUUAACGUCACCAACACCACGUUCGACUUCGAUUUGUUCUCGUUGGACGAGUCGACGGUGCGCAAACUGCAGAGCUACCUCGAGGCCACGGCCACGUGACAGGAAGCGGGGCGGGUCCGAGGGGGGAGGGGCAGAGCUUGCUAUCAUUCUCCACACCGGGCUUGAGGGUGGGCUCGCAUCCGGAAGAGAGAAAAUAACGGCGGCGCGAACGGAGUCCACAUCGACGUGCCGUGAAAACGACGAGGCCUCAAAAGCGAGAGGGAGGAGAGAAGGAGAGAGGGAACGACGCGAUGAACUCGCACCGCCACUUCCCGUCGAGGCGCCGACGACCCGAGAGCUGUGCGACGAACAGCGCGGCCGUCCUCUCGCUUUUCGGUUUGCUCAUGACGCAAACUACUGCCUGGUCAAGUGUGUGUGUGUGUGUGCGUGUUCUGUCCUUUUCAUGCUUCCUUUUCUUCCUCCAGCACUGGAGCGUUCGUCCUGAAAGUAGCUCUCACAUCCCGCUCUUUUUUAAUAUUUUUUUAUUUUUGUACAGAAGUAUUUUUGAUGGAGGGAGACGCGAAACGAGCUUGAGAGAUGAGCGAAUGUACGUUUUUGUUGCCUAGGGCUAGCGCUUAGUGCCUUUUACCACCAACCAGCCGACUGCCCGCCUCCAGGAGCGGUAGCUGUCGAAUGCGUUGCGUGGUCGUCGAAACGCACACACACACACGCACACACACACACAUCCUUAUUUCUCCAUGCCUGAUGCCUGCAAAACUAGUGUUUCCCUCUGACCGCGUCCUCUUCAACCCUGUGAGACGGGAGACGUCUCCCGGGGUUUCGCCAGUGAGUAUUAACGACUGUGUUUGCCAAGUAGGCCUUUUAGAGACUCCUUGGAUAUUGUACAUGGACAUGUGCAAUGUGUGGAAGUAUUCGGGGAUAUUUUUAUUUUUAUAUAUUUAAUUUUUUUUUAGUUGGGGUUUUUUUUU
Messenger RNA from Silurus meridionalis, 3332 nucleotides. It is a transcript of the gene mllt1a, whose product is annotated as MLLT1 super elongation complex subunit a. Gene Ontology annotation, cellular component: super elongation complex. The record is from RefSeq and is a predicted model, not a curated record. Gene Ontology annotation, biological process: regulation of DNA-templated transcription. Lineage: Eukaryota; Metazoa; Chordata; Actinopteri; Siluriformes; Siluridae.